GACCUGAAUCAGGGAGAGUCAGAAAGAAAAGCAAGCACAAGACAAAAAUGGAGGAAAAUGCAGGGUCAUCUGUAGGCGCAGCUGCAGCAAUGAGCCAAGAUGAAUAUGGAGUUAUAGAGGCAAAAGACAAUGUGGAAGGACCAGAAGAACUAUCUGAAGAUUCAGCAAGUAGUGUACAUUUAGCUAUUGAAGAGUCUUCCAACAGAACUCCAACAUUACCGUCAUUGUAUCUUCCUCGUGUUCCAUAUGUGGACAAAGCUUUGAUUACAUACAGUGAGGACAAUCUAUUGGGAGAAGGAACAUUUGGCAAGGUGUACAGAGGUUCUUUCCAUGGUACUCCAGCAGCUGUCAAGAGGAUAGUGUG
This is a messenger RNA of Austrofundulus limnaeus, 364 nucleotides long. RefSeq names its product serine/threonine-protein kinase mos. The record is from RefSeq and is a predicted model, not a curated record. NCBI's taxonomy places the organism in Eukaryota, Metazoa, Chordata, Actinopteri, Cyprinodontiformes, Rivulidae. Gene Ontology annotation, biological process: protein phosphorylation. Gene Ontology annotation, molecular function: protein kinase activity; ATP binding.